AAUGAUCAAGAGGACCGCUGGUUAAAACAGUAUCAAUUCUGUGGUUAGACCAGAGAAGUAGAUCAUAUUAAACAGUCGUGAAAAUGGAUGCCUUGGAGACAAAGAGCACAGACAGUUAAAGUGAAAUUAGAUAGAGGGAGUGGCGUACUGACAAGAAAGACCAUAGAGAUGAAGAAAUCAAUAGGGGAAGGAUGGCCAUGUCCAGACAUGAUGGAUCAUAAUGAGCGCUUAUUAUCACUCUGGCACUGUCUUACACCAUACUACAUCGUCUCUCUCUCACAGAUAUGCGCUCAUCUGAUUCUAAUAGAAACCAUAGAAACAGAUUAGGCAGCCAGACAGAACACAGGGGGCGUCAGCUUUUCAUGCAUCAAGUCAUCACACUCUCUCAUUUGAUUGAAGACAGCCCCUGGCGCCUUCAAUUUAAAAAAAAAUCAUAAUAGAUGUCUCUUUUCCACCUCAUUAGUUCAUGUCCAGCUGUGGCUUGAGUUCAGUGUGAUGAGUUCAGAGAUGAUCCUUGUUCACCUGAAUUCAACUUAUUACAAAGGGUAUUUCGGUAGUAAAAGUGUGUUGCCAUCAGAUUGAGCUGACAUCAACAUUAUGUGAUGUUAAAAACGCAGGUCCUAAGGAUACAGGGUUACACAGAAAGAUUAGACUUGGCUGACUUGACAUUUUAAAAUGCUUUGGAAUAAUGUAAACAAACCAGCAUGGCGUAUGUUGGACAAGUUUUAGUCCAAAACAUUUAAUCCAGUUGCUCUUUAGUCAGAAUGUUUCUUAGCAUGAAAAUACCAUAAAACUGACAAGGAAACAUUACUGCUUCUCUUAAAAAAAUAGCAGAAUUAAUAAAAUGUUAUUAUCUGUCAUUUGGAAAAUAUUGUGCAGCGAGGUAAUAUAUCUUUUUUAUUCUCAGAUCUAGAGUGCAUGAUAUGGAGAAGAUCAUUUGCUGUGUUUGUGUGCGUGCCUGUGUACUGUGGGGGUAGGGCAAGCUGGGUUAUGAUUAUGCUUGCACUUCAAAGGUCAUUUGCAGCAGUAAUGCUACUUUUGCUAUCGUAGGGGUCAUCCAAGGUGAAACCAAGCAGUUUCCUCAUUCACUCUCUCUUUCUUUGUAACAUAUAUCCAUGUUGCUGGGUCAUCAUGACCAGUUCUGUGCUGCUGCAGGGCUCUGAUAUAGCUUGUUUCAGUGUUGCAGUGCCGUAAAGUUAGCAGCGGUUCGUAGCACUGCUGAAGGUGCACAUGCUGUUCUGGCAAAAGCGAUUUCUCUACAUUGGGUGUGGUGAGUUACCCUGCCUGUGCGAUAAGAGCAGAACGGGCCCCCCGGGAGCCCAGUCAUUCAAAUUCCCUGAGCAAACCCUGUACAAUGGAUUCACCAAAAAUAGAAACAACUGGCAACAUCAACAAAUUCUGAUAAAAAAAAAAAAAAAACAACACUUUGUAACCCAUGAUCUCUUCUGCAUGUGAUAAAUGGGGAAUUUGGUUUAUGAGUGAAAUAAUAAACAUGAUGUUAUCGCGAGUUCACAUCUGUGUGAGAUCACCACAGUAUUUCUGUGAUCAUGAUAAUGGUGCUUUUUAUUUAGAAAUACUUGAGCUCAUGGAGAAUAUUAUCUAGGAUCUUUUAUGUAUGAGAGAAAUCAUCUGUUCGUGAGAAGUCAGGUAGUCAUAGAAAUAGUGAGCAGAGUGAUUAGUUUAGCCUGUCUCUCUCUCUCUCUCUCUCUCUCUCUCUCUCUCUCUCUCUCCCUUUCUCUCUCUCUCACCAGCAGGCAGGUCAGCCUCCUCUUUGCUCCUCCCCCUGCUCUCACCUGGCGCUCAGCCCAGAAUGUUGCUGCAACUCUGCUAGCUCUCAUUGGUCCCCGCUCUCACACCGCUUCGCAAGAAGGGAAAUGACUAACCUCUUCUCCCUCAUGCCCUGCCUCGACUUCCCCUCUGCUUUCACUCUCUUCCUUUCCUUCACCUCUAAACACAAUUUGCUAUGGCCGGCUUUGCUGUACUCGACAAGGAAGUGCCUUCCCUGAUGUCUGCUGCAGCUUUGACCUGCUUCUACAGCUGAAGCUCCACCCUGCCCCCCCGCCUCGCUCGCUUGCUGCCACAGUAACACGAGUACAAGACAGUGACCACACCCUCCUCGCAGCCUACGCUCUGACCUGCUCGUCCACCCACCACCAUCACCAUCCACUCCUCGCAGCCGGGCUCAGCCUCAAGCUCUCUUUUACCAGACGGCCACCGCUGCCAACUGCUCUCCACCAGCUGACCAGCCUUACCACAGCAGCCCAACAAACCAUCAGGCCCACGCAGCAUCUCACCCACCUUGCCUUUAACCUUCGCCUUCAACCCUCUAAGCCUCCACUUGGUCCUCAGUGUCCUUAACCUUCCUGUAGCAGGCUACACCCAGACUAUCACCUUUGUUGCCUGCUUCACUGCACUUGGCUUUUGAAUGUUGUAGAUGAGACCAUUCAGCAAGCAGCAGUAAGGGAGCCAAGAGUGACAGCUUAAUUUUUAGUCUAAGUCGCCUCCUGGAUAUAAACUCUGUGGUUGAUUGAUCAGGAUAAUUGUCUAAUAACAUUCACAGCGAAACAUCAUCCUGCAACAUUUCACUUUGGAAAAGGAGCCCUCUCAAUCAAUAGGAACUUUGAUUUUCAUUUCAACGUUUUAAAGUAUCAUAGACUCUAACAACAAAUAAGCCAAAAAAAAAAAAAGACCUUAAAGUUGUGGAAUAAAACACUAGAGGUACUUUACUCGUGCUUGAACAGAUUUCAGCUCGGAAUACCUUUUUUUGCCAGCGUGUUGCCAUGGCGAUGAACAUGGCACACAUCCGCGACACAAAGUGGCUGACACUUGAGGUAUGCAGGGAGUUUCAGAGGGGCACUUGCUCACGCUCUGACCAGGAGUGCAAGUUCGCUCAUCCGGCCAAGAGCUGUCAGGUGGACAACGGACGGGUCAUCGCUUGCUUCGACUCACUCAAGGGCCGUUGUUCCAGGGAGAACUGCAAGUAUCUGCACCCUCCUCCCCACCUAAAGACCCAGCUUGAGAUCAAUGGCAGGAACAACCUGAUCCAGCAGAAGAACAUGGCCAUGCUGGCCCAGCAGAUGCAGCUCGCCAAUGCCAUGAUGCCUGGCACGCAGCUACCACCUAUGGUGAGAGGACACACACGUAUGAACACACCACAGCUACUGCCAACGCCCAUGUUCUCCAUGACGCCAGGCCUGGCCACCAACGCCAGCGCAGCAGCAGCUGCAGCCGCGGCCUUUAAUCCCUACCUGAGCCCAGUGUCACCAGGCCUGAUGCCCCAGGAGAUCAUGCCCAGCACCCCUGUCCUCAUGGCCUCCAGCCCCACUGUCAGCCAAGUCCCCAACGCUGCCGCUGCUGCAGCCCAGAAACUGCUGAGAACAGAUAGACUUGAGGUGUGUCGGGAAUAUCAGAGAGGCAACUGCUCUCGGGGGGAGAACGACUGCCGCUUUGCCCACCCCGCAGACAGCACCAUGAUCGACACCAACGACAACACCGUCACCGUGUGCAUGGACUACAUCAAGGGUCGGUGCUCCCGAGAAAAGUGCAAGUACUUCCAUCCGCCGGCCCAUCUGCAGGCCAAAAUUAAGGCUGCCCAGCACCAGGUGAACCAGGCCACAGCCGCCGCGGCCAUGACUCAGUCGGCUGUCAAAUCACUGAAGCGACCCCUCGACGCAACCUUUGACCUGGGCAUCGGCCCUAGUGUCAUGGCUCCCCUGCCCAAGCGGGCAGCCCUGGAGAAGGCCAACGGGGCCUCUGCCAUGUUUAACACCGGCAUGCUCCAGUACCAACAGGCCCUGGCCAGCAUGCAGUUUCAGCAGCAGGCUGCUUUCCUCCCAUCAGGCUCAAUAUUGUGCAUGACACCUGCAGCCAGCAUUGUUCCCAUGAUGCACGGUGGUAGUCCAGCCACUGUGUCUGCAGCCACCACAUCUGCCACAAGCGUUCCCUUCGCAACUGCCUCCACCAAUCAGGACUCUUCCUUUUCAAAGUUGACUACCAACGAAUACAUGCAAUUGAUUCCAAUAAUAUCUGCAGAUCAUCUGAGUAGUCACAAGUACUUGACUCAAAUGUAGUUCCUCUCAAGAACAAUCAAAUGAAUGUGUGCUGGCACCGUCCAAGCCAAAAGAGUUCAGCCUUUAUGUACAUAACCUUCAGAAUGUCAAGCAAUGGGACAAGGAGGGUCUGCCAUCUCUCAGCCGGUCCACAACGAUGGUCUCAUCACACAUGUAAACAUCAAGGGUGCAACACAUGAUCUGUGCCAUCUUCCCACAUAUCAAUGUCAAGAAGAAUUUGUUGUCAAAUUCAACGUCCAGCCGAGACAAGAGGACAUCUUGGUGCCAGGGUCAGUGUGUCUCUCCCUCUACGGGAAACGUUCACAUUACACCUCUGUGUCUGACAAAAUCAUAGCGCUCAAUUUGUUCUAAUUAUUAUCAUUACUGCACGCACAGAGGAUCAAGAGCGUGGUUGCAUAAAGCAACAUCCAGUGCUGGUACAUUAGUAGACCAAGAUUUUUCUUUCCUUUUUUAUUUGUUCUGCUUUAUUUUUAUUUUUUUUAAUUGAUAGCCAUAUUUCAUAGUUUACAAGUGAAAUGCAAACAUGCACCUUGAAUUUGAAUUGAAAUCUGAAAGGCACAAUGAUUUUAACAGGAAUUUUAUUCGCCAAAAUAAUUAGGCAUGUACAGUAUUGUGUUUUUACGGCUACUAGUGAAACUAGAUGUUGAAAUGAGGGUCUUGGACAUAUGAAUGUUCUGGGUAAACCAACAUACCUGUGUACCUUGAAAGCACAGCCAGGCUAGCUUUUCUCACCUUGUCAUGUGCCAUCAAGGCCAUACAGCUAAAACCAGAGUGUUAUCUCAGCAGUGUUAUUUGUUUACCGAAGGUAAAAGUUUUGUAUGGCUCUUUUUGUAUUGUUUUGUUUUAAUAAUCUCCAUUGUGAGUGUUUAUUUUUUACUUUUUUUUUGUUUUCAUUUCUCUAAUUAAUCAGAUUUAGAAGUGGGGUUUUUGCCAAUUUCUUUUUUUUUUAUUUUUGUUUUUCUUUUAAAAUCAAAAAUGGAGGGUUUUUCUAAAGUUUGUCAAACCUCUUUUCAUAGACUAGUGUUGUUUUUGUUUGUUGGGAUUAAGUUGUUGCUCAAGUCCAUUAAAGCCUGGUGAAGUAGAGGGUGUAGCUUCAAUUGACAAUGUGUUACAUUGUUCUCCCUCUUCUAAAGAGGAGCGACUUUAAAACUGUGUCUCCAAGAAGCACUGUUGAGCCAUGUGUUGAUGGUAAUUUAAAAACAACAGACCCUGAAGGUCUAUUAGGUCAUUUAAGCCACAUGUGCACUUGAAUGAUUGUUUGUCUGAUCACCCUGUUUUAAUUUUACAACCCAUCUUAAACUGAACUUUCACUUUCGAGGAAAUACAACACGUACUGUGUUAGUGUUUCCAAGCAAAACAUGAAGGUUCUCAUUCAUUUGUAGAUCUGACAACAGAAACCAAAGCACAGUUUGUCUCUCAAUCGUAUUCACAGAGGGUUACAGAAGCAUCUCUGAAGAGGCUUAAACAAUUAAAGAAACAUCUUUCAGUCAUCUGUCCGUUUUAUGAUCACUUCCCUUUUCUGUUUUCACAGAGGUGUGUAGUGUGUCUUUACCGAUUGUAAUGUACCUAACAAAGCCUUAGAUUACAAUUACUGGGUCUCAGCCCAAUCAAAUGUACUUUCAAUCACCAUGCAGGUAAAGAACACCAAUGAUGUUUUAUAGUUGUCUCACAUGCCGCUUAUGAUCUCUUUUUUUUCUUUCUCUCUAUGUAAAAGUAACAAUUACUCUUAAAUUUCAUUGAACUUAUGUGUUAUGUACUACUUAAGGAUUUGAAUCUAUUUGAGGUAUGUAGUUGUAGAUUUUUCUUUUUUUUUUGCCUUACUAUAUAUUACUUGACAACAUUGAUAUAGCCGUUGUAGAUUUUGAGGUAGUAUGACAUUCAUAACUUUUUCAAACCAUAUAAAUGAUAAUGUGUUGAGUCAGUUUUAAAUAUUCACUUCAUUCAUAUAGCUGGAUGUCUUUUUCAGUUGAUGUUACAUUAUCAGUUAAUUUUGUUGAUGAAAGACUUUUUUGAUACAAGGAAUGAGAUCAAUUAAUUUGCUGCCAUCUGCAGCGUCUCUGAAUAGAGAAAAAAAACAACUAAUGUUUUAACCAACUUAAAUUGUCCUUGUAACAUGUCAAGAUCAUGUUUGAAAAUAUAUUGUGUUGAAAUAUCCAUGUCCAUGUUUUAGAGUAAAAAUUAUUUUCUACUGUAUCCAUUUCAAAAAGAUAUGUACUUUUGUUUGAAUAUUUCUUAAGUUUGCCCUGAAUGUCAGGCCAAAACGAGCAGUGAGAUUGACGGGUGUUUGGAUGUUUGGUGGAUAGUGAGAUUAGGAGUGAGAAAGCAAAGACUUCUCCGGGUCGGAGAAGUCAGUAAUUCUGCAGAUGAUGAGUUCUAACCUAAGGGACGAAGGUUGACUUUUUGCACUUCUGUAUAUAGUCAAAUGAACAGAGAAAAAAUGUGUAUAAUAUUGAGAUAUUAUUUUGAAUAAAAAAAGAUCUAUAAUUAUAAGGAAUUUUGCUAGAUUAAUUUAAAUUCUUAAAUUAGAAGACCAGCUAAAAAAAUUGCUUGCAAAGAAGGGCACUAGUUUCUUGGCCAAUGCAUUCAGAGAAAGCUAUGCGCUUUUUGUCUUAUUUUAUCAGUGGCUAGUAUUGCCAGGGAAUGUUCUAGGGGAAUAAAAUCCCCAUGUCAUGCUAACUCCACCCCUCCUGUAGGAUGACACAUCCAAUAAUGUCCAUAUGUCAUUUGUUAGACUUGGUCAUGCAGUAUUGCUGCUCCCAUGGUACAGUUGAUACAUAAACCUCUCAAAAAUUGUAUUCUAUUAUAGUUUGAUUUGACUGCAUGUACAAGUACAAACAUGUAAACAAAAGAAUCUGCGUAGUUAUGUAAAGAAAGGUAACACAUUCAGAUUACAGAAUACACAAUAAUAUGUUUGUUUGUUUUUUCAAAUUAUACAUACAGUAGAUAACAUCCACAGUGGGGAGAAAUAAUACUUCAAAAAACAAGUCAUCUUACUCUUGUGUGAUAAAAAAUAUUUUCCAAGCAAACAUGUUAUUUAAAGAAUGAUAAAAUAUAAGCACUCAUCCACCCCAGAUACUUUCUCAUAGCCAUAUAAUUACAGUUGACACUGACUCACAGGAAGUUGUUCCUGCUAUCAUAGCUGUGCACUCAGCAGGUGAAGGCUCACCACACCAAAUGCGUAUUUGGCAAAUUAGUCUUUGAAAUGAAUGUAACAGUCACCGGUCAACAUGUUUCUGACUCGAGGCUGCUGUAUAGUCGCUACAGAACCAAAGUACCAUUUUCUUCAAACCAGUUGUUCAGUCACCUGGCUGCAACCAAGGUUUAUCUUCCCUGCUGAGGGCACAUGUACGCUUUGACUGCUUUUUACUUGUAAGUGCAACCACCUACGUAUUUGCUAACAGUUGCCACACAAUAAUGUACUAUUCUGUCUUCAGAUUUGUUUAUGCACAUUUUAUUGUUGCCAUAAUUGACUCUUGCUGUAUGGAUGAAAAAAAUCUGAAUAAAACAAUAUUUGAUUUGCUCAUGCAA
Molecule: messenger RNA, 7598 nt
Organism: Dicentrarchus labrax (European seabass)
Lineage: Eukaryota; Metazoa; Chordata; Actinopteri; Moronidae
Product: muscleblind-like protein 1
Exons: 12
Coding region: 2781-4070 (429 amino acids)
Molecular function (GO): metal ion binding
Source: RefSeq, a predicted model, not a curated record